Prunus mume (Japanese apricot) is the source of this 293-nucleotide messenger RNA. Lineage: Eukaryota; Viridiplantae; Streptophyta; Magnoliopsida; Rosales; Rosaceae. The record is from RefSeq and is a predicted model, not a curated record.
UUCUUGAGGACCGAAAUGAACACUAGGAAUGAAGAUGAUGGAGCAGUUUAUGUUGGUGCACUUAUAUUUUCCAUGAUCGUUAACAUGUUCAAUGGUUUUGCUGAGCUCUCUUUGACCAUUGCAAGGCUCCCUGUGUUUUACAAGCACAGAGACCUACUCUUCCACCCUGCUUGGACUUUCACUGUCCCAUCUGUCCUGCUUGGGAUUCCUAUAUCCAUCUUGGAAUCUUGUAUUUGGAUGGCCAUUACAUAUUACACCAUUGGAUUUGCACCAGAAGCUAGCAGAUUUUUCAA